AUGGUUGGCUCGCAACCCAACCUCUUCGCUUUCCCAUCCGUCGAUGCCCUUGCCACAACUCUCCGCCAAUACAUCGUGCAAGCGCAAACUGCCGGUCUCAACCGUCACAACGCCUUCAAGAUCGCCGUCUCUGGAGGUUCUCUUCCAAAAACCCUUGCUGCAGCCCUACUCACCCCAUCAAGCGGGCCCGAAGAUGUUAUACAAUUUUCCAAAUGGGAAAUCUUUUUCGCAGACGAAAGAGCCGUUCCUCUCGAUCAUGAAGAUUCCAAUUACGCUCUGUUAAAAAGCGAACUGCUCGAUAAAAUCCCCGCCAACAUGGGGAAACCUAACGUCCACCCAAUCGAUACGGCGCAUUUGGAUGAUGUGCAAGAAAUGGCGGAUCAAUAUGAACAACUUCUUGUACGCAGUUUUGCAUCGAGAGAUUCGGUCAAAUUGCCUAUUUUUGAUUUGUUGCUUUUGGGGUGUGGUCCUGAUGGUCAUACAUGUAGUUUAUUCCCUGGUCAUGCGUUAUUGAGGGAAACGGAUGCGUGGGUUGCGCCGAUUGAAGAUAGUCCAAAGCCACCACCAAGGAGGAUUACACUUACAUUACCAGUUGUUACUCAUGCGGUUAAGAUAGCUUUUGUGGCAACCGGAGGUGGAAAGAAGGAAAUCAUGAAGGCAAUUUUCGAAGGAGGGAAUGGAUUACCUUGUGCAUUGGUUAACGAAGGGGCGAGGGAGAGGUGUAGUUGGUUUGUCGAUAAUGCGGCGGUUGAGGGUGUCAGUUACCCCAGGAAAGGAAGUCUUUAA
Sclerotinia borealis F-4128 is the source of this 786-nucleotide messenger RNA. NCBI's taxonomy places the organism in Eukaryota, Fungi, Ascomycota, Leotiomycetes, Helotiales, Sclerotiniaceae. The record is from the annotation of a GenBank genome assembly.